Molecule: messenger RNA, 999 nt
Organism: Mucor velutinosus
Lineage: Eukaryota; Fungi; Mucoromycota; Mucoromycetes; Mucorales; Mucoraceae
Exons: 2
Coding region: 1-999 (332 amino acids)
Biological process (GO): DNA damage response; replication fork processing
Cellular component (GO): nucleus
Source: RefSeq, a predicted model, not a curated record
AUGACUUAUUACACCAUUUGGGCAAACAACCUAUACCCAGGCCUUUUGUUUCAUGAUUUCGCCAGAAGAGUAAUAAAUCCAGCAAAGUCCACAACAGUGAGAUCAUUGAUGGAUCAAUGGAGUAACGAAUAUCGGGAGAGAAGACAGGUUAGAUUGGAUGUGAGAAAUGAGUUAUCAGGCAAGACAGUAGGAGACGAUGAUGGCAGUGAUGCAAAUCAACCCAGUGGAGCGGCAGAAGACGAUGAAUCAUCAGAAGACGAUAACCGACCCUUGUUCUUUCCCAUAACCAAAACCAACCAAGCCAGUUUUGUUGCCAACACUUCAGCCAAGAAAACAGCUAAACCAAAAGGCAAACCCAAAGCAAAACCAGUGGCCAAACCAAACACAAAGGCUGCCAUUGACGCAGGCGAUGAAGAGGACGACGAUGAGCAACCCUUGUUUACAUCUUCGCAACAACAACAACAACAACAUAAUAACAAGCGCAAAAUUGUCUUGGAUGACUCAUCAGAUGAGGAGGACACUUAUAAUAUGAGCCGAUCCAGUGCAUUAGCCUUGAUUAUCGAAAGAAAAAGAAAGAGAGAGCAAGCACUACGAGAGAAGCAAGAGAGAUCCACUCGACCUCAGCCUAGCACAAGUCGAUCCAUCAUUGAGGAUUACGAUGAUGAGCCUGCACUGUUUGAUCUUCAGAACAAGGACGAAAACGUUAAAUUGGCUCUGUCAGACAGUGAACUUGCUGCUCUCAGCCUCCCCACGCAACAACAAAAAGAUCCGUUCAGUGCAAACAAUGAAGAUCCAGUGGAAAAUGUCCCAUUAGCACUGACUGAUGCCGAGCUCUUGGAAUUGGGGUUACCUGCUAAUAAGCCAGUCGAUGUGACAAGAACAACAACAGCGGCUGCAGCAGCAGACGACACGACAGCAACAAACAACACCCAGCAACAACAUUUAGAACAAGAAGAGCAGUUUUCUGAUAAUGAGCUAUUUGACAUUCAUGAGGCCUGA